AUUAGCCCCCAAUGGCUGGGCUGACCCAACCUCUGAGCCCUGAUACUUCGUUUGGGUUUAGCAGGGUUCGGAAACCCGAGUAUUGUGAUUUGUUCAACCAGGUUGCAGUUUGACCAAUGGUGUUGGCAUGAUGUGUGAAGGCAGGGAGAUACCUCCACCGCAAGAGGAGCGGUUAAAGGGGGUGGGAAAUUGCAGAUAAACAAGUAAGGUUGGGUCUUUAUCUGGGGUCUUGGGGGUCCCAGUGUGCACAGCACCAGCUUUUCCUCCAGUUCUGUGAGUCCUGAAACUGGAUCAGGCUGAGGUUCCUGUUGGUCAGACCUGUUGUUUCUUUUUCUCCUUCUCCUUCAUUCCUCCUUUUCUUUCUCCUCCACCUACUCUUUUUCCUUCUCCAUCCCUCCUUCUCUUUCUAUUUGGUCAAUCCACAGCGCUCUGGAGCGUUAAAAGUAACUUUAUUCCAGCCUUUCAAUCUGGCGCUUUUGACGUAUGUUGGACAAUACAAACGAGUUGGAAGAAACUGGAAACUUUAUGUACCUUUGUUUGUCUGAUACAACAUUAUGAGUCAGAGCUGGGUGUGAGGCAGAAACAGGAAACUGCUUAGUCACCCACAAGGUCCCAUAUCCUGACUUUAUUCUCGUGUUUUCUGGCACUUUCCAGAAUAACAGAGUUGGAAGGGACUUUGGAGGCCAUCUAGUCCAACUCUCUGCUCAUGUUAUGUUGGACUUCAGACAUGCCACAGAAUUAGGCCACAAAUUUGGGGAUAACAACACCACCAUCAACAACAACAAUCUAUUAAACUUGUAUGCCACCUAACUCUAAAUUACUCGGGUCAGCCGACAAGAAUCAAAGUCAUUACCAAAAAAUAAAAUCAAUCAAAUAUUUCAAAACAAAUAAAUAAAAAUCUGGAACUCUGGAGAGCAAUAAUAGUUACUAUUAAUAACAAAGCUAAAAAGAGGUUAUUUCUAUAUUGUUUGUGUUUUAUCUAUUCUUAUUGCUAACCACCUAAAAUGAUAUAUGUGAGAUGGGCAGAAAUAUAAUUUGAAUUUAUUUUUUUCCCAGCCACCUAGAGUGGCUACAUGUUGAUUUAUUAUUAUUAUCAUUAUGGGUGAGAAAAAGCAAGCAAGGGCUGCUUUUUUCACGGCCCUUGAUCCAGGCGAUAGCCAAACACGGGUUUGCCCCGCGGGUCGUGUGCAAGGGCUCGAGUUCAAAUCCCGCAAAAAGCGGGUCAGCCCCGGCCAGAAGAAACGCUGACUCACGCUUAGAGAGCCAGGAGGCGGGACGCCCUGAUUCAGCGAAAAACCCAAAGCCGGGUUUCCCGUGAUUGGUCGGGGCGCUGGUGACGUUGACAAAGUCUGUUCUGAUUCGGCAACCGGGAGGCGGAAGUAAACUAUGAAUCGGCGAAAUUGCGCUGAGCUACAUAAAGCGUCGGAGCGCUUGGCGGGUUGUGUUUUUGUGUUAGUCUACACAGGCCUUUGUGUUUUUAUCGCAGAUCCUGCGGGGUCUCUAUCCUGCCCGCCACGUUGGAGAGAACCGACACGGGAGUGCAUUCCCACAGCUUGCUAAACUCAGUGCGAGUGUGUGGCUAAAUUCUGGGAAGUGGGCUUCUAAAGAAAUGGAAUUCCCAGACCUGGGACAACACUGCUGCGAGAAGACCUGCAGACGGCUGGAUUUUCUUCCUCUGAAAUGUGAUGCCUGCAAGGAGCUUUUCUGCAAAGACCACAUUGUCUACAGGCGACACAAGUGUUCUUCAGCGUAUAAGAAGGAUGUACAGGUUCCAGUCUGCCCUCUUUGCAACACUCUGGUCCCUGUCAGAAAGGGAGAGAUGCCCGAUGUAGCUGUGGGCGCCCAUAUGGAUCGGGACUGUCAAAAGGAUUCAGCCCAGCAGAAGCAGAAAAUCUUCACCAACGAAUGCUUCAAAGGAGGCUAGAAAGAGAUGAUGCGGCUGGUUUGUGACCAGUGUCACCAGAACUUUUGUCUUCGUCAUCGGCAUCCUUCAGACCACAACUGCCCGGGAUGGAUUUCACCUGUCUCCAAAGCUGGGUGUGCAGCUAUAAUGAGAUCCCUGCAGUCCAGGAAUAAUUCUCCCAACUGUCCUUUUCUACAAAAUGAAUGCAAAGCAAAAAGUUGAUGUCUACAGCUGGGAACUAAACCUACGUGAAGCCUGUCAUAUUGCUGCCCCCUCUUUAGCUUUUAAAAAUCUAUUGUACCCUUUUGCACAUUUUCUGAUUAAAUGGAUUCCUUACA
Messenger RNA from Crotalus tigris (Tiger rattlesnake), 2241 nucleotides. RefSeq names its product zinc finger AN1-type containing 2A (gene ZFAND2A). Gene Ontology annotation, molecular function: zinc ion binding. Gene Ontology annotation, biological process: proteasome-mediated ubiquitin-dependent protein catabolic process; protein targeting to ER. Gene Ontology annotation, cellular component: cytoplasm; endoplasmic reticulum. The record is from RefSeq and is a predicted model, not a curated record. NCBI's taxonomy places the organism in Eukaryota, Metazoa, Chordata, Lepidosauria, Squamata, Viperidae.